AUGGGUACGUGCUCCAGUUCUCUGGCUCUGAGCCGGGAGCUGUCUUCUCUCCUGGCCAUGGGGGCCAUCGAGCCUGUGGAUCCCCGGGCUUGCCCCCGGGGUUUUUACUCAACUUAUUUUCUGGUUCCGAAGAAGACCGGCGGUUUUCGGCCGGUUCUGGAUUUGCGGGGCCUUAAUCGGUACCUGAAGGUACUUCCGUUCCGCAUGUUGACCGUCGCGGAUGUAUUGCGGGUGGUCGCCCGGGGGGAGUGGUUCACCUCCGUGGACCUGAAGGACGCCUACUUUCAUGUGCCGGUCGCUCCUCGCCACAGGCGGUUUCUCCGCUUCGCCUACAGGGGUCGCCACUGGCAGUUCAGGGUGCUCCCCUUCGGGCUCUCCCUUUCCCCGAGGGUGUUCACCCGUGUUGUGCGGGCUGGUCUGGCUCCCCUCCAGUCGGUGGGCAUGAAGAUUCUGCCCUACCUCGACGACUGGCUGCUGUGUGCGCCGUCGCGCGCUCAGGCGUACGGCGAUACGGCAGUCCUUCUUGCCCACGUGGAUCGCUUGGGCAUCAGGGUGAAUUUGGGGAAGUCGUGUCUGGUUCCUUCCCAGCAGGCGACCUUCCUCGGGGUGUCUCUGGACUCGGUGGCCAUGUUGGCUCGACCGUCGUCCCGUCGGGUGGAGGCCGCUCUUCGCCUCCUCUCGCAUUUUCCGGUGGGUCAGGUACGUCCGUAUCUGACCUUUCUGCGUCUUUUGGGCGUGCUGACGUCCCUGACCGCGGUCGUGCCCCUUGGUCUUCUCUUCUUGCGCCCCCUGCAGCGGUGGCUGAAUGGCUUUCGCCUGGACGCCAGGCGGCACCGGCGACGGUUACUGAGAGUCUCCGGCCGGUGCGCGGUGGCCUUGGCGCCGUGGAGGAAUGGGGCUUUCUUGUUGGAGGGCGUUCCAUUGGGGGUUGCCCCAGUCCGUCGCGAGGUGGUCACUACGGACGCCAGUCGCUUGGGAUGGGGUGCCGUCUGGCAGCGCAGGGCUGCUCGGGGCAGCUGGUCUCUGCGGGACCACGCUGUCCACAUCAACGUCCUGGAGAUGCGUGCGGUUCACCUGGCUCUCCGGCACUUUUACCCUUUCCUACGGGGAAGGCACGUGCUGGUGCGUUCAGACAACGCUGCCGCCGUGUACCACAUCAACCACCAGGGGGGCACGAGGUCCGCUCAUCUCUUGGAGGCCUCCCGCCGUCUUCUUGUGUGGGCGGCCCCUCGUCUUGCGAGUCUGCGGGCCACCUAUCUUCCCGGCCAGUUGAACCGUCUGGCGGACUCCUUGUCCCGCCGUCGCCUCCCGCCGGGGGAGUGGCGCCUCCAUCCCGAGGUGGUGUGCGCGAUUUGGGGAGUUUUCGGCCAAGCCGAGGUGGACCUCUUCGCCUCCCGGGAGUCGGCCCAUUGCCCUCUCUGGUUUUCCCUGGGGGAGCGCUCCAGCCCUCUCGGUCAGGACGCGCUGGCCCACCCCUGGCCGAGGGUCCUGCUCUACGCCUUCCCGCCGCUCCCUCUGAUCUGGCUGACGCUUCGGAGGGUGUCUUUGGAGGGGCACUCAUUGCUGCUGGUGGCCCCCUUCUGGCCGGCUCGCCUAUGGUUUCCCCUGCUGCGCAGCCUGUGUGUCGGCGAGCCUUGGUGCCUCCCCGAGAGGCGGGAUCUACUGUCCCAGUUGGGGGGCCAGUUAUGGCAUCCCGAUCCUCGCCGUCUCCGCCUGCAUGUCUGUUCAGUCAGGCGGACGCUUUUGAACGCCCGGGCGCCCUCCACCCGGCUGCAGUACGCUGGCCGGUGGAGGUUGUUCGUGAAGUGGUGCGGGGACCGUGGGGAUGACCCGGUGAGUUGUUCUGUCCCCACUGUUCUGGACUUCUUACAGUCCCUCCUUGAUAUUGGUCGCUCUCCGUCCACCCUCAAGGUCUACGUCGCUGCCAUCUCUGCUCAUCACGCCAAGGUCUCUGGUGGAUCUGUGGGGAACCACGGCCUGGUCGCUACAUUCCUCAAGGGGGCUAUGAGGCUCCACCCCCGCAGGUGUCCUCGCGCCCCGGUCUGGGAUCUGCAGCUGGUGCUUGACAGCUUGUGCCGCCCCCCCUUCGAGCCUAUGGAUGCGGCCGGGCCUCAGUGGGUCGCCCGCAAGGCGGCGUUCCUGCUGGCCGUUGCCUCUGCUAAGCGGGUUGGCGAACUGCACGCACUCUCGGUUAGCCCGUCGUGCAUGUUUUGGCACCCCGAGGGUUCAGGUGUCACACUGUGGCCUAACGUUGUGUUUAUGCCCAAGGUGUUGGCUGGCUCCCCUUGCAAUCGUCCCUUACGCUUUGCUCGUUACCGCCCCCCGCCUGGGGAGGGUGGGAGCAGACCGGAGCUGUUGUGCCCGGUGAGGGCCCUGAGGCUUUAUGUGGACUCCACGGCAAGUUUUCGUAGGUCGUCCCAACUUUUUGUCUGCUACGGGGCACGUGGUCGGGGCUCUGCCCUCUCCAAACAGCGCCUCUCUCAUUGGGUCGUUGAUACUAUUUCUUACUCCUAUCAGAUGGCUUGUCGCCCCCUGCCGUCGGGUGUGCGCUGUCACUCUACCAGGGGCGUGGCCACAUCCUGGGCUGCCCUGAAAGGGGUGCCUCUGGAGGACAUCUGUGCCGCCGCCUCAUGGUCGGCGCCUGGCACCUUCUUCAGGUUCUACUGUUUGGACGUCACCUCUCCCCACCCGCUGGGUGCGGUCUUCGGAUCGGAGGGGACUUCCCUGUGA
Molecule: messenger RNA, 2730 nt
Organism: Nerophis lumbriciformis (worm pipefish)
Lineage: Eukaryota; Metazoa; Chordata; Actinopteri; Syngnathiformes; Syngnathidae
Source: RefSeq, a predicted model, not a curated record